Molecule: messenger RNA, 3459 nt
Organism: Python bivittatus (Burmese python)
Lineage: Eukaryota; Metazoa; Chordata; Lepidosauria; Squamata; Pythonidae
Product: acylamino-acid-releasing enzyme-like
Biological process (GO): proteolysis
Molecular function (GO): serine-type endopeptidase activity
Source: RefSeq, a predicted model, not a curated record
UGGAUCGCCGGCGCUUGCUCUCCCAGAGCUUGGACGGGCUUUGGGGUGGGGGGAGAAAAGGGGCCUUAUGGCUUGCAACUCGGAACGCGCAAGAGAAGCGCUGCCAGGGGGCUUAGGACGAAUCGGGGCCCUGUACCAGGAACUGAGCCGCUUUCCGUCGGUGACUUAUGCCGGCGUCGGAGCCGAGGUUGCUGCCCGCUGUGGCGCCAAGUGCCUGCCCCUCUACACGGAGUGGUACCAACCAGAUCUGGAGCGCCAUCAACAACUGCUCUUCAGUCGCCAAUAUAUCCUGCACAUUGAUGGCAGAGCAGUUGUCUCAGUUACUCCUGUUGGUGUGCCAGCUGAGAUUCACAAUCAGUAUGCUGCUGACUAGAAUGUCUCCUACUGGGAAGUAUAAAGCUAUCCUCACCUGUUACUUGGAAAUGGGGCAGAAACAGGAGGUUCUAGAGGUUUGGAGCAACAGUGGGAGGGUAAGAAAUGUCAAUCUCACAGCGCUGGAUAAACAUGGCAAAGUGUACACAGAUGAGCAGUUUCGAUGCUUUGCCUGGUCCAGCUCAGAAACUCAGAUUGUGUAUGUUGCAGAGAGAAGGCGCUCUCCAAAACAACCAUUUUUCACUCAAGAGGGGUUCACUGAAGGAGAGGAGGAUGAGCAGUUUGUGUACUACGACAACUGGGGAGAGGCACUGGGGGACAAAAGUGCCCCUGUAUUAUGUGUGCUGAAUGUUGAAACCAGUGAAGUUUCGGUGCUAGGAGACAUCCCAGAGCACAUCUCCCCUGGACAGGCCCUGUGGUCCCCAGGUGACAAGGGAAUAAUAUUUGUGGGCUGGUGGCAUGAGCCAUUCAGAUUGGGAUUACAUGCCUGCUCCAAUAGACGGUCAGCUCUAUUUCACUUCGAUCUCUCUGAAAAUAGCUGUGAACUACUGACCUCAGAUUACCAGGCUAUCUCUUCUCCCCGGCUCAGCCCUGACCAAACUCACCUGCUGUACUUGGAGGGAUCAGUGUUUGGGUCUCAUCGCCAGUGCUUGAAGCUACAGUUGCUCAACUGGCAAACAAAGUUCUCAUAUACAGUGGUGGACAUAGUUAGAACUACCACAGCUGGUUUUUAUGGGAUUUACUCGGGAGCACUGUCCAUGCAUUGCUGGGCCUCUGAUAACCAAAGAAUCUUUCUUAGUACUCCUCAGAGGAGUAGAAAGGAGCUGUUGGUUGUGGAUAUCAAAUCAGGAAGUGUGAAAUCUAUUACCUCAGGCACAUCAGAAGGUAGCUGGACUCUACUAGGAGUUCAGCAGGAUCUGCUAGUGGUGAGCUGUUCAUCUCCCAAUUGCCCUCCAAGUCUGAAGGUGGGUGUGCUUCCCCCUGCAGGGAGUGAGCUGGAGCUACAGUGGAUCAGUGUGGAGGAAUCUUCUGUACUACCUGGCAUGGAAUGGAAAAUCCUCACAGUGCAUCCUGCUUUGUCUGAGGAGGGCAGCCCAUACACUGCCCAGUCAUUUGAAGCCCUAUUGCUGAUUCCUCAAGAAAACAAACAAGGAGAAAAGGCCUUUCCCCUUAUUGUUUCUCCGCAUGGUGGCCCACAUUCAGUUUUUGAUGCUUGCUGGCGUCCAACUGUGGCAUGUCUCUGCCAGCUGGGUUUUGCUGUGCUCAUGGCAGUGAAUUACAGGGGUUCCCUGGGUUUUGGCCAGGACAGCAUUGACUCACUGAUCUCUCAUGUUGGAGUGCAAGAUGUGGAGGACACUCAGCUGGCGGUAGAAGCGGCACUACAGAUGGAGUCUUUGGACCCAAAUAGAAUUGCCUUGUUGGGAGGCUCUCACGGUGGCUUUAUCUGUUGCCAUUUGAUUGGUCAGUAUCCAGAGAUGUACAAAGCCUGUGUGGUCAGAAGCGCCGUCAUCAACAUGGCCACUCUACUGGGGACCUCUGACAUUCCUGAUUGGCGAUACGCAUCUCUAGGUCUGCCAUAUUCCUAUGAGCGGAUUCCUACAGAAGAAGAUCUGGCCGCCAUGCUGCUCUGCUCCCCCAUAAUUCAUGCUGCAAAGGUACAAGCACCACUGCUGCUGUGUGUUGGUGCAAAGGACCGCCGAGUGUCUCCGUACCAAGCUUUGGAAUAUUACCGUGUGUUGAAAGCUAGAGGAAUCCCUGUGCGACUGAUGUGGUAUCCAGAAGGGAAUCAUGCCAUAAGUGGAGUGGUAGCUGAAGCAGAUGUCUUUAUGAAUUGUGCCCAGUGGAUCAUACAUCAUCUUUCCACAAAAGUAGAUUGAAAGUCAACAGCCAACUAAAUAAGAAGACAUCUAGAUUGCUGAGGAGCAAAGUGUCUGUGUUCAUAUAUAUCCAAUUGCAUUACAAUGAUCUUCAUAAUGUGUCAGGAGUUCCUUCUUCCCCACUUCAAUAUGCAAUCAGGUUGUGGGCAUCUGAAGAUUCUUCUCUGCUGAUAAUCCUUUCAUGACGCUUUUGAGGAAAUCUGCUGCUAAUGGUACAAAUAUCUACUCAAAUCCUAAUUCUGAUUGAAGAAUGGAUUUCUGAUAACUGGCAUUGCAGCAGAGCUCUGCUGUUAGACUGCUGAAUGUUAUAAUCAAUCAAGCCAGUUUGUUUAUUUGAAUAAAUGAAUAUGGUGACAUAAUCCAAAGGAAAUUCUCCAAUAAGGUUUCACAUUUGCAACUGAGUAUUUUAUUAGUGAUGGGGAUCUUAUAUGAGCAGAACUCAACAUGAAUGACAUUUAUCAAAGUGUCUUUUCAUUCUUUCCCAGUUCUCUAAUGAAGCAUUUGCUGCUUUUAGGAUCUCCCCAUGGAAGAUGCCAACCAUCUUCCUCUGCCACUAAACCUGGAGAUAACUGCAAAUUACAAAUAUUUAUGUUUACCAUAUAUAUUAAUAGUAAACUCAUUCACCAGUUGUGGACUCUUAUGCAGCUGAAACAUCAUCUCACACAGGAGAUGAAUCAGCAGCAUCUUGGUGGGGUUGAGGAGAAUAGGGGAAAGUACUGAAGGAAGAAGACCCAAAAGAGUCAGCAAGGCCUGAGUAUGAUCUAUGACUUUGCAAUGCUGACUGAAUAUUGGGAGUAAGCAGAAGAGCAACCUUGAGAUGGGGAAGGUUCCUAGAGGAAGCAGCUUAUUUGGACACUUGGCAAUCAGGAUACAGCACAGAAACUGCAUUGGUCACACUUGUGGAUGACCUUUGGAAAGAUCAGGGAAUGCAAACCUCCUACCCUUCUUGAUUUGCAAUUCUUAACUACAGUGUAGUAGUCCUCAAUUUUUCUGAUGGUCUUAAAUAUUUCUUCAUUUAGUCUUAAUGUAAGAGGAAAAGAAAGCAUCAGAAGUAAGAGGGUAUCUUAAGUAUACCCAUAAACAGCAGCUUAAUUUACAUUGAAAAGUGUUCGUUCUUCUUAGUUCUUUGGGAACGGACUUUCCUGACCAUUGGUAGGACAUAAGAGUACUCUAGGGGACGCGGUGGCGCAGCGGCUUAAUGACGCUGAAA